AUCAUUAUGCUGACCGGUAUCAUAGAUGGAAUUCUUUGUUGUUUUUCUGGGAAGUCUUCAAACAUUGUGGUCCCUAUUAAGACAUCUGAGCCUGCAGACCAUUUUGAGUUUGUGGAGGUAAAGCCUGGCAGAGUGAUACGUAUCUGUCAUAUUAUCCCUCAGCGAGCUGUGAUAGAGGAACCAGACACAGGUGAGGUGGGUACGUUGAACUGUAAGAGGAAAAUCACUAUGCAUGACAACGGACAGUUAUUCAUUGAUAACUUGAAUGAAGCAGCUCACCCUGAACUGGUGCGCUGCCAAAAUGGAGAGAGUGCUGUUGAGGUGGAUGUUGUGGACAGUAACAACACAGCCUCAGGACAGGCUGUAGAGUCCAGCAUGGCAGUAACACAUGAGCAGCCACAGUGCAGAUGGUGCAAGCCCAAACGUACUGUGAUAAUUGACUGUGAACGCAAGAUCACCCAGUGCAAAGAGACACACUCGGAUGUGGCCUUGUUCUUCAUUCAUGGAGUAGGAGGCUCUAUGGACAUUUGGGAGAGCCAGCUGGACUAUUUCUCUCAGCUCGGUUAUGAGGUGAUUGCACCAGAUCUAGCCGGCCAUGGAGCCAGCUCUGCACCUCAAAUCACAGCUGCCUACACAUUUUAUGCCCUUGCUGAUGAUGUAAGAAUCAUAUUCAUGAGAUAUGCAAGACGACGGAAUAUUCUCAUUGGGCAUUCAUAUGGUGUGUCUUUCUGCACCUUUCUGGCCCAUGAGUAUCCCGAUCAAGUACACAAAGUGGUGAUGAUUAAUGGUGGUGGACCUACAGCCCUAGAACCCAGUCUCUGUUCAGUUUUUAAUCUGCCAUCAUGUGUACUCCACUGGUUGUCACCCUGUCUAUCAUGGAGCUUCCUCAUGGCUGGUUUUGCUCAUCAUGGCCAGAAGGAAAAGAAACUGCUGAAAGAGAAAAAUGCCUUCAAUGUAUCGUCUUUUGUGCUGCGGUCAAUGAUGAACGGGCAGUACUGGCCAGAGGGUGACGAGGUAUACCAUGCUGAACUCACCGUGCCAAUCCUCCUGGUACAUGGCAUGUAUGACAGGUUUGUGCCAAUACAAGAGGAUCAGCACAUGGCAGAGAUACUGCUGCUGGGCUUUUUGAAAAUCAUCGAAGAAGGAAGUCACAUGGUGAUGAUGGAAUGCCCUGAUGCUGUCAAUACUUUGUUGCAUGAAUUUUUUCUUUGGCAGCCAGCUACUGCCUCCAAACCCAAACAAGAAACAGCAUUUCCUCCAAAUACUAGCAAAAUCAGCACCUCCAGAGAAACAGCACAGCUGACAAAUGUAAUACUAGAGCAAGAAUCAAAGCCAGUAACUCACCAAAAGACUGUGUGCACAUAA
Messenger RNA from Tachysurus vachellii, 1365 nucleotides. It is a transcript of the gene abhd8b, whose product is annotated as abhydrolase domain containing 8b. The transcript is spliced from 4 exons. Gene Ontology annotation, molecular function: catalytic activity. The record is from RefSeq and is a predicted model, not a curated record. The coding region runs from base 7 to 1365 and encodes 452 amino acids. NCBI's taxonomy places the organism in Eukaryota, Metazoa, Chordata, Actinopteri, Siluriformes, Bagridae.